This is a messenger RNA of Diuraphis noxia (Russian wheat aphid), 1818 nucleotides long. RefSeq names its product cytochrome P450 6B4-like. Gene Ontology annotation, molecular function: oxidoreductase activity, acting on paired donors, with incorporation or reduction of molecular oxygen; iron ion binding; heme binding. The record is from RefSeq and is a predicted model, not a curated record. NCBI's taxonomy places the organism in Eukaryota, Metazoa, Arthropoda, Insecta, Hemiptera, Aphididae.
ACUGACGAGCCAGCUUUGAAUACGACCGUCUAUUUUAAUAACAGUACUCGGCCAGUUUAGYGGUCAGUCACAAGUUCACAACCUACACGAUCUUAUUAUUGUUAUUUGUUUAAAAAGUAUUAUAUUAUAAUAAUAGUAUUAUUAUACACGAUAACCACACGCGCGCAUUACUACGACUAUAUCUACAGCCAGCCUAGUCUCCCGACGAAAUUGCAACACAUUUUCAUUAGCUCCRGACAACGCGUAUAUAGCGGCGCUGCAGUCGUACCAACAACCGCCAUGGGAUCGUACGUCACGUGGACGUUGGAGGUGUUGGCGUUUGYGAUUUUCGUCGUGCUCGCGGUCGUGGUGCCGUACGCGCGUCGGAAGCGUGACUACUGGACGAGCCGCGGGGUUCUGACGGCGGCCGGUUACCGGUCAUUUGCCUGCACGCUGCCGGGCAUCCGGCUGCAAGGCAGGUCACUGUCCGGCCACCUGAACGACGCGAAGGCCGCGGGCGCCGCCGCCUUAGGUCUCCACGAUGCCGGUCGGCCGACAGCGCUGGCGUGUGAUAUCCUGGUGGCCGCGGCCGCGAUGUCCAACGACGGCUUUGGCGAGGUCGACGCCAGAGGCGGCCACGAAUUGAGCCUCUUGCCGUCGGCGGUGCACGCGGAUGCGGUGGCCGCCGUGCUGCCGACCAUGGCCAUGUGCGUGGCCGAGCUCAUCACGUCGCUGGAGGCCGUGGCCAACCGUCGGCUAACCAUAAUGCCGUGGGUGGAACUAAAAAAGUGCGCAACUACGGUGGUGGCCACGUGCGUAUAUGGACAGCCAUUAAUCGACUCGCGGAUCAAAGCGUUCGCGGAACAGUGCGACAAGGCGUUGUCGGCCGGUGGUGGUCGGCCGACGGUCACUGACUAUUUCGAGUCGUACAAUUUGUCGUCCAACGGAAAAGAGUCGUUUACCGAUUUAAAGACAAUUCUACGGUCAGCCGCCACAGGCAGUGAGAAAAUAGAUGCAGAUGUUGCCGACAAACAAGUGAGAUUAGAUAUGUUUGAGUUCGUGACGGGCAGUAUAGAACAGACUGCGGCACUAGUAACGGGUGCAUUGUACGAGUUAGCUUGUGACAAAAAUAUCCAAAAUCAUCUCAGAGAGCACUUGAAUAGUGUGCUGAGUGAGCAUCAGAAACAAGUCACAAUUGACCAAUUGGAUCGGUUACCAUACUUGGAAAACGUGUUAAAAGAAACGUUGCGUAAGUACCCGCUGGCGAGUGUUGUGCGCCGCGUGACCACCAAACCGUACGUUGUGCCAGGCACCGGUGGCCGAGUCACCAUCGAACCGGACUCAUUGAUCGUGGUGCCGGUACACGCGCUGCACCACCACGCCGAAUACUUUCCCGAGCCAGAUAAGUUCCAGCCACACCGAUUUCCAAGACAACUGUCAUCUGCGUACAUGCCACACGGCAGCGGACCACAGUCCUAUAUCGGUAAACAUUUUGUGGAGCUGGAAGCCAAGCUCAUCAUCGCCAUGUUGGUAUCCCGGUACGAAAUGCUUGUGGACAGCUCUAAGCCCGGUACGUCACCAGACCCGUUGGACCCCAGAUCGUUUGAGGGCGUCCGGAUGACGGUGACCAAUCGGAGCGGCGUCCUAGAGUCUACGAUGUGUGCUUCUCUGCGUCAGUUUCAAAUGAGCAAAGAAGAGAAUGCUGGCGACCGGAAAUUCCUGUUUUUCUGAACGCGUCGUUGCGUCGUGAUAUGAUGAGCGGUCCUAUGUAUUAUUAUUAUUAUGUCUGUGUCGUGGACUAUUGUUGUAAUAAUAAUAUAAUUUUAAUUUGAAAAUGGC